AUGCGACAGACGCAUCCGGUCUCGGGGAGGGCUGUUGCCCUUGGUACCAAUUACCACAGAAUGCGAUCCUCGUUUUUGGCAUGCGAUCGCGUAUUACAGAACCCUAGCCUUCUCCUGUGUACCUCUUGGUCUACAGGGCCGAACCGUGAGUGCCCACUGAAAACAAGCGUGGAGGCUUUUCUCGUCACGGCGCUUCGCGUACUUCAUCGAUUAUCACUUCCGUCUUCCUCGGGCGUUUGCGAGUUUCCCUUCUUGUCUUUCUACGCGAAUCUUCGUUCCCUGUUUGGCGAGUGCCCUCCCCUUUCUUUCUCAGAAUGGCACGGCUCGUGCGUCCGAGUCGAAAUCUCGACACUGAUUCGUCCUCCUGAUCGUGGGGAGUCCCCAUUUUCCUUCACCAUCGUCCUCUCUCCAACCGAUUACAACUCAUGCUCCCCCUUCAUUUGUCGCCCUGCCUUUUCCUCCUCUUCUCCUUUUCGCUACUUUCUAAAUUCUAACAAAGUUCCAUCUUGUCACUACAAUCGAGGAUCCAUUUUUUUUCUUUGUUGUAAGUUAUUGAUAACGUCCACCUUUCCUCGCUGGUCGGUUGACAACAGGCCUACGCCUUGA
Molecule: messenger RNA, 606 nt
Organism: Chondrus crispus (carragheen)
Lineage: Eukaryota; Rhodophyta; Florideophyceae; Gigartinales; Gigartinaceae
Exons: 1
Coding region: 1-606 (201 amino acids)
Source: RefSeq, a predicted model, not a curated record